CACCAUCAGCUUCUGUCUGCUAGAGGAAACGACUGCAGCCGGUGUGAGCAGUAACAGUAACCGGACGCACCUCUGGACAACAUCCACGAUGUGAAGCUGCAGGAACCAAACCGUGAAGAGGUGUUCUGCGUCUGCGUGUGCGGGAUAUUCACCGCAUAAACCUUUUACAAAACCCAAACGCACAGGAGAUGAGAUGAUCUGAGAUGAGAGCGGUGUCCUGGCGAUGCGCACUACACACACUCACAUGAAAUCGGAGCGUCACGGAGGCUGAGCGGUUCCUGGGGUACGGGAAGAGAUCCGGACCCACAACAUUAAAGGAAUCCCCCUCCACACACACACACACACACACACACACACACACACACACACACACACACACACACACACACACACACACACACACACACACACACACACACACACACUCAUCACGCAAAGCUGAUAGAGAAAGUUUCCUGAUGGCCCUUGUCAUGGAACCUGUGAGCAAAUGGAGUCCCAUUCAAGUGGUGGACUGGAUGAAAGGACUGGACGACUGUCUGCAGCAGUACAUUAAGAACUUCGAGCGAGAGAAAGUAGGAGGUGAUCAGCUGCUCCGCAUCACCCAUCAGGAGCUGGAGGAUCUCGGCGUGUCACGGAUCGGACACCAGGAGCUCAUCCUGGAGGCGGUGGACCUGCUGUGUGCUCUGAAUUACGGACUCGAAACGGAGAACCUGAAAACCCUGUCUCACAAACUCAACGCUUCGGCAAAGAACCUGCAGAACUUCAUCACGGGCCGCAGACGAAGCGGACAUUACGACGGCAGGACAACACGGAAACUCCCCAAUGACUUCCUGACGUCUGUCGUAGACCUGAUCGCUGCCGCCAAGAGUCUGCUGGCCUGGCUGGAUAGGUGCUACUUCUUUUUCAGGUCUCCUUUUGCUGCAGUGACGGAUUAUUCUGUGACGAGGAACAACGUGAUCCAGCUGUGUCUUGAACUCACUACCAUCGUACAGCAGGACUGCACUGUUUAUGAGACGGAGAAUAAAAUCCUUCAUGUGUGUAAGACCCUAUCUGGGGUGUGUGAUCACAUCAUCUCUCUCUCUUCGGACCCUCUGGUGUCUCAGUCAGCUCAUCUCGAGGUAGUCCAGCUGGCCAACAUCAAGCCCAGUGAGGGACUGGGCAUGUACAUCAAAUCCACAUAUGAUGGGCUUCAUGUUAUUACUGGAACAACUGAGGGAUCUCCAGCAGAUCGCUGUAAGAAGAUCCACGCAGGUGAUGAGGUGAUCCAGGUGAACCAUCAGACAGUGGUGGGCUGGCAGUUGAAAAACUUGGUAAACUCCCUGCGUGGUGACCCUGGAGGGGUGAUGCUGACUCUGAAAAAGCGUCCCCAGAGCACGCUCACCUCGGCCCCGGCCCUGCUUAAGAACAUGAGGUGGAAGCCCCUGGCCCUUCAGCCUGUCGCUCCCAAGAGCCCCACUAGCAGCUCAGCCACGCCCACCAGCACCAUCAGCACGCCCACCAAACGGGACAGCUCCGCCCUCCAUGACCUGUACAUCCCGCCCCCUCCCCCUGAGCCCUACACACCCAGGGAUGAGCAGGGAAAUCUUCCCAGUGAUGAUCGAGGUCAGGGACUUCCUACAGCAAAAGGCUCUGAGUCUCCGAACUCCUUCCUGGAUCAAGAAUAUCGUCGUCACUUCCCUCUGAUGGAGGAUGAAGCUGUACUCUACUGUUACGAUUACGAGCCAGGACGUGGACACCCACCCUCUCGCAGAGAUGCCACACCCACUUAUGGUCGUUUAAGGCCAAUCUCUAUGCCUGUAGAGUAUAACUGGGUCCCCGACUAUGAAGAUCCGGCCAGACUGAAGAGAGAGGGCAGGAGAGAUAACUCGAUGCUCCGCUACAUAAACGAAGAGAAGGUUCCAGAGGAAUAUCUGACCGGACGCAGCGCUAAACGUGACACGGGCAAACGGACUAAGAAGAAAAGCGAGAAGAGCGGUAGCCCCUCCCACUACGGCCUGCUGCCGGCCCUACAGAUGGAGGUCCUGCGUCAGGAGUCCAUGUCCACCCCGAGCUCGGACUCCACCUCACUGUACCACUUUGGGAACCAAAAGACAUUCCAGGGAUCCUCCCUACUAUCAAAAUCCAAGAAGAAAAACAAAGGCGCGACCUUGUCCUCCAUCAGCAAGAGGAGAAUCUCCUGCAAGGACUUGGGUCGAGGAGACUGUGAAGGCUGGCUCUGGAAGAAGAAGGAUGCCAAAAGCUACUUUUCCCAAAAAUGGAAGAAGUACUGGUUUGUCCUAAAGGAUGCCUGCCUCUACUGGUACAUGAACGAGGAGGAUGAGAAAGCUGAAGGGUUCGUCAGCCUCCCGGAGUUCAAAAUCGACCGCGCCAGCGAGUGCCGCAAGAAGUAUGCUUUUAAAGCGUGUCACCCCAAAAUCAAGAGCUUCUACUUCGCAGCCGACGGAGUGGACGACAUGAACAGGUGGCUGAGUCGGCUAAACAUGGCGGCCGCCGGCUACGCUGAGAGAGAGAAGAUUCGUCAGGAGCAAGCUGAUUACUGGAGUGAAAGUGAACAUGAGGACAAUGAAACCCCGUCCACGCCGAAGCAGGACAGUCCACCACCACCAUACGACACGUACCCCCGCCCCCCCUCAAUGACCUGCGCGAGUCCGUACCCGGGUUCCAAACACAGCCGGCUGUCAUCCACCGAAACCUCACACUCACGCUCGUCUCAUGAGGAGUACCGCUCGGAUCCUCCUGGUGGUGGGGGUAGCAGCAGCGGUGGUGGUUCUCCGGCCCGGAAGUCUGCGAGUCAGCGGCGUUCGUGGCAGGACCUGAUUGAGACGCCGCUCACCAGCUCGGGGCUCCACUACCUGCAGACGCUGCCUCUGGAGGACGCUGUGUUUGUUGAGCCGGGCAACACGAUGUCCCCCGAGCGCCGCCGCCAGUCCACGCUUCCCGCCCAGCGCACGCUUCUGCAGGAGCACUACGGACCCUUCGACAUGCUUGAGGGUGAGCGUCUACGAGACCCUGUGGCAGGUGGAGGGAAACCCCGCAGCUUCACACUGCCACGCGACAGCGGCCUGCACGCGCUCCUCUCACCAUCCACUAGCAUGGCAGAGCAACGGGAUCCUGCACACAGAGGUGACGGCAUGGAGCAUGAGCGUCGGUGCCAUGCCGACUCUCUGGGAGAUCUGUACCGGGCGCUAGAGCGUGCCAGUGUGUCUCCUCUGGGUGAUCCACGUCUCUCCACCCAUCUCGAGUACAAGCACUCGUUUGUCCGCAGAUGCAACGACCCGCUGCUCAACGACAAAGUUCACCGCCUGCGCAUCCUGCAGAGCACGCUCAAGGACAGGGAAGGCGAGAUAGCAGUGAUUGACAAGCUGCUGGACAAACCCAAGCUCACAUCCUCCGACUUCCAGGAGUGGAAGAGAACGUACAUGGAGCUGUUCUCAGCCGAAGACAAGAAGGAGCGGCAGCCUAGUCCGCUGUCAGAGCCGAGCCCGGCGUCCACUCCUGAACCCACGCCGCGCACGCCGUCCCUCUCACACACACACUCCUACAUCGAGACUCAUGUCUGAAUCACUCACACACACACACACACACACACACACACACACACACACACACACACAUUAUCAGGUUGUAAGUGGCUCGUCUCAGAACCUUACUCUACCAGUACUGUAGGUUUAUUUAUACUUCAGCUCUGUGUGAAGACACCUGAUGGUGUAACGAUUAGGUAAUGAUGGAGUAAGUUUGGAUGUGAUGGAUAAAAACAGUUUGGAGAGGUUUUCCAUCCUGUGUGUCUCAUCUGUACAGCAUUACUGUUACUCUCUCUAUUCCACAUCUGCCCUUAGUCGUCUGUUAUCGGUUCAUUUGGUGUCGAUUUACUGACGUAGUUUUUGUAGGGACACUUGUGGAAAAGCUGCUCUGUGAAACUCAAAUGACACACUAGAGACGAUAGAGCUUACUCAAACAAACAAACAAACAAACAAACAAACAAACAAACGAUAGCAUAUUCCUUUAAUUGUGUUAUCUAAUAGACACAUGCAAACAAACAAACAAACAAACAAAC
Messenger RNA from Tachysurus fulvidraco (yellow catfish), 4054 nucleotides. It is a transcript of the gene cnksr2a, whose product is annotated as connector enhancer of kinase suppressor of Ras 2a. The record is from RefSeq and is a predicted model, not a curated record. Gene Ontology annotation, biological process: regulation of signal transduction. Gene Ontology annotation, cellular component: membrane; cytoplasm. Bases 459 to 3560 code for a protein of 1033 amino acids. The transcript has 22 exons. NCBI's taxonomy places the organism in Eukaryota, Metazoa, Chordata, Actinopteri, Siluriformes, Bagridae. Gene Ontology annotation, molecular function: protein binding.